Molecule: messenger RNA, 4103 nt
Organism: Oryzias melastigma (Indian medaka)
Lineage: Eukaryota; Metazoa; Chordata; Actinopteri; Beloniformes; Adrianichthyidae
Product: protocadherin gamma-A10-like
Exons: 1
Coding region: 580-3003 (807 amino acids)
Biological process (GO): homophilic cell-cell adhesion
Cellular component (GO): plasma membrane
Molecular function (GO): calcium ion binding
Source: RefSeq, a predicted model, not a curated record
AUAAAAGGAUACAAAGUGUGCAGUCAGUGGUUUUAGAGCCUAACUUCACAUAUGUAAUAUAAAAAGGAUGCUAUUUUUAGAAUUAUAAUUCAGUGAUUAAUAAAGGACCACUACAUAUUUUUUCUUUUUUUUUUUUUUAAUCUGGUUUCUUUUUCAUGUCUUCUUUUUUUAUUGGGGAAUUUGAGGCUUUGUUCCCUUUUCUAUAGCAAAAUAAUUCUCGAUACUCAAAAAUAGUUUGCUGAUUCUGAUUUAGCUAAAACGUGUUUUACUCAUGGUGAAAUUAGUCUAAGAAGGCUUCUUUUUUCUUACUGUUCUGCUGUUUGGACUCUAAGCGACGCUGUUGAACAGGGAAACCUUAGUUAUGUUGUAAUAACGACGGAGGAGAGAAAGGAGUUUUGAAAGCGUCAUACUGGGCGGUGUCUGAGAGGAACGGUGGUGGACGUCAUUUUCUUCGGCAGUUUUGGCUGUUUUCACCCUCGCCAAACGUGUAUGCGGUGCAUGGUGGUUUUAUGCGUUUUUUUGUGAGUGAAGGAAGAGUCGGGCUUCUUUAUUUUUUUUUCUUCUUUGAAUCAAAACGCCAUGGAGACACGUCGAUGUCUGUGGAUUUUAAGGCCGCAUUGGAAUCUAAUCCUUUUCCUCUGGAUGGUUUCUGCAACCAGCGGACAAAUCCGUUAUUCAAUUCCAGAAGAGAUGAAGAAAGGAUCGCUGAUCGGUAAUGUUGCGCGGGACCUGGGUUUGGAUGUGAGAAGGCUCCGUUCUGGUCGGGCCCGAAUCGUUAGCGGAGAAAACGCUCAGUACACGGCGCUAAAUCCAGACAAAGGGAUUCUAGUCGUGAGCGAGAGAAUAGACAGAGAGGAGCUCUGCGGAGAGGUCGCGCCGUGCAGCUUCAGCUUUGAAAUCAUUCUAGAAAAUCCCAUCGAGCUUCACCGAGUCACCGUGGAAAUACUCGACGUGAAUGAUCAUGCGCCGUCUUUCAAAAGUCACAUAAUUAAUCUGGAAAUCAGCGAAUCUGCGACGAUAGGAUCUCUUUUCGAUUUAGAGAGUGCGUAUGAUCCCGACGCCGGGAUCAAUAGCUUGCAGAAUUAUAUUUUGUCCACUAAUGAUAAUUUUGCUUUGAAACAACAUUCUAACGCCGAUGGAAUCAGAUUCGCUGUCAUGAUUUUGCAGAAGCCUUUGGACCGAGAGCUGCACCCCCACAUCUCCUUAAAGCUAUUAGCGGUAGACGGAGGAAAUCCACAACGAUCUGGUUCAGUAAAUAUCGAGAUUACAGUCAUUGAUGCAAAUGAUAACCCCCCUGUCUUUAGUCAGACGGUUUACAAAGCAAUGGUGGAAGAAAAUGCCCCAAAAGGCACCUAUAUAACGACUGUAAACGCUUCCGAUGCUGACAGUGGUUCGAAUAGUUUGGUAACCUACAGUUUUUCUAAUGUAAAAGGGAAAUCUGCUGAAAAUUUUGAAAUUGACAGUUUUUCAGGAAAAAUAACAGUUAGUGGAUAUAUUGAUUAUGAAAAAGACAAAAGGUACGAAUUAAGGGUCCUUGCCAAAGACCAAGGAAGCCUCAGUGACGCAACAAAAAUCAUUAUUGAUGUUGCUGACAUAAAUGAUAACGCUCCAGUUAUUAAUAUAAUGUCAUUCUCUAGCCUGAUUUCAGAGGAUGUUGGUCUGGGAACAACAGUGGCAGUGUUUAAUGUGAAAGACGCUGAUUCUGAAAGAAAUGGAAAAAUAGUUUGUUCUAUAGAUACCAGUCUUCCCUUUAAAAUCCAGUCAUCUUUAAGUGAUUAUUUCAAUUUACUCUCUGAUGCAGCUUUUGAUCGGGAAAAAAAGGCAGAAUACAAUAUAACUAUUUUAGCAACUGAUUCAGGGACACCUCCACUUUCUACUGCAGUAACUUUACAUUUAAAAAUUUCUGAUGUCAAUGAUAAUGCUCCUGUUUUCACAAAACCUAGUUUUUCAGCCAGUAUAAUGGAAAACAACAAUCCAGGAGUGUCAAUAUUGAAUAUUAAAGCAGAGGAUUCUGACUGGAAGCAAAAUGCAAGGAUUGCGUAUUUUCUUGAGGAUACAGAUGUGAGUGGAAACCCUGUUUCAUCUUAUGUGACAUUAAACUCUGAUAAUGGUGACAUCAGUGCAGUGCGGUCAUUUGAUUAUGAACAGAUUAAGCAGCUUGUGUUUAUUGUAAGAGCUCAGGAUGGAGGUUCUCCUCCACUCAGCAGCAACGUGAGCGUGAACAUCCAGAUCCAGGACCAGAACGAUAACCCGCCUCAGGUUCUGUAUCCGGUCCAGACUGCUGGCUCUGUGGUGGCUGAAAUGGUUCCUCGUUCAGCUGAUGUGGGCUACCUGGUGACUAAAGUGGUGGCUGUUGAUGUGGACUCUGGACAGAAUGCCUGGCUCUCCUAUAAACUGCAGAAAGCCACAGACAGGGCGCUGUUUGAAGUGGGCUCCCAGAAUGGAGAGAUCCGAACUGUCCGCCAAGUGACGGAGAAAGAUUUGCUCAAACAAAGACUGACUGUGAUCGUGGAGGACAACGGGCAGCCCUCUCGUUCAGCUACAGUCAUUGUUAACGUGGCGGUGGCGGACAGCUUCCCUGAAGUGCUGUCGGAGUUCAGCGACUUUCCACACGACAAGGACUACAAUGACAACCUGACUUUUUACUUAGUGCUGGUUCUGGCUGUGGUUUCUUUCCUCUUCAUCACGUGUUUAGUGGUCAUCAUCUCCGUCAAGAUCUACCGAUGGAGACAGUCUCGCAUCCUGUAUCACUCCAGCCUCCCUGUCAUUCCAUAUUAUCCUCCACGGUACUCAGACACUUUGGGCACAGGGACUCUGCCACACACGUACAAUUACGAGGUGUGCAGGACCACUGACUCCAGAAAGAGUGACUGUAAGUUCGGCAGAGCUGGGAGUCAGAACGUGCUGAUAAUGGACCCCAGUUCUACAGGAACCAUGCAGCGGAUCCAGAGUGAGAAGAACAUCCUUGAUGAACCAGACUCUCCUCUAGAGGUCAGUUGUUAAACUCUUAGUUGGUUUCUCGUCGUGUCUUCAGCUGAGUCACUUUAGUUGUUGUAGCCUUUCUUUUCAGCACCAUGGAUAGCAACAGUAUUUGUAUUUACUGUUUGAGUAAUGAACAAAAUACACAACUUGCUUUUUUAAACAUUCCUUACAAUUACUGACAACAUUAAAGCACAUAGGCCCAUAGGUUAACUUUUUUUUCUUUACAUGUUUUUCUUAUAAAUUGAUUGUUAUUUUAUAAUUAUCAUUAUCAGUCCCCCUUGUUCAUUAAUGCUUAGCCUGUUGUGGUCUUUCUUUUUUUUUACCUUAACAUCUAUCUACUCCAAAAGCUGAAACACUUUUAGAUUUUUAGUAAUUCACUGUUCUUUUGGAAAUAAUAAGAAAAAAAAAACUUAUUCCAUGGCACUGACUUAUUUUUACCUCAAUCUCUUACUAACAUACUCUUGUUUAAGUUCAGUCACAUUUUCUUCAUACCUUUAUUUAUUUAUUUAGUGUUCAAGUUAAUUUAUUGAAUAUAUUUAUACUUUAAAAGAGCUUGGGAGUGUUUACUUUUACAGCAUAACACCAUUUUGUGUAUAUUUCUUUCUGAAGAGAACGCUUUUUCUAAUUAUCAAAACAGGUCUAUUGACCAUAAAAGCAUUUUUUUUAUUUAUUAUUAUUAUUAUUACUAGUGUUAUUAUUAGUAUUACUUUUUUUUUCAUUUGACCAAGUUUGAGCUUUUAAGUGUCUUACAAUGAAUAGAUGGAUGUUGUUUUCUAUGGUUACCAGAGGAACUGGGAUUUCAAAUGUCAGUACAGUUCAUUUUAGCCGGUAAUAUUUCCAUACUUAUUUUUUUAUGUAUUUAUUUUUUAAGUGAAUUAUUAGGAUUUUUAUUGUGAUUCUCAAAAGCUUGCUUUCCAGUGGAAAUUAUUUGAAUUCGGUUUUUUAAUUGCAUUUAAUGUUUCAUAUUCAGACAGAAGAGGAAACUUAGGUGAAUAUUGUUUUGUAUUUCUCAUAGCUACACAAAGAUUUUGUGCCAAUCAGCCUGUUUUGUCUUCAAGACGCUUCAUCAUGAUACAUUUGAAGGGUGAAUAAAAAGCAAGCAGGACCAAAAAAAAAAAAAA